UCAUAUCUUCCAUUUUUCUCUCUCUAAGCCAAAAAAAUAGCCAAUGGCGGGCGCGAUAAACUUGACCGGAAACAAACACACGCUUUUCCCGUCAAAAAGGCCACCGGUUUUGUGUGCCACGCCGCCGCCGCCGCCGCCGCCGCGACCUUCAAAUUCACGACCUCGCACGCCGCCGGCUUCCUAUAUCAUUCGCCGCGCAAGCGCACCACCUGACCAGCGACGGCGGCGACCGGCGAUCAUGUCGAACGUGUUCGCGAGGAUAUCGGCGGCGACGCUGCGGGGCGGCGGCGAGGAGGAGCGGGGCGGCGGCCGCGGCCGCCGCGCAUGCUACGGCAUCGCGGCGUCCUUCGCGGCGGUGCUGCUGUUCUGCGUGCUCGCCGUCGUCGGCAGCGUCUGGAAGGCGUCCGUGCUCGCCGGGAUGGUGCUACUGGCCUUCGGCGUCGCCGACUACCUCGCGCCGGCGAGCUGGUGCCGCCGCCGCGGCGGGACGAACACCCGCGCCGCGGAGCGGGAGGCUCAGCCGGGAGCUUCUUCCUCCAGCACGUUCGGGCUCGAGAAGGCCGCGGUGGACGCGCUGCCGACGUUCGCGUACGCGUCCGGUGGCGCUGGCGCCGCGCAGGGCGGCGGCGACCUCGAGGCCGGGAACGGCGAGCCGUGCUCGGUGUGCCUGGAGGAGCUGCAUGCCGGCGAGAUAGUGCGGGAGAUGCCGGCGUGCAAGCACCUGUUCCACGUGGAGUGCAUCGACAUGUGGCUGCACUCGCACCGGACUUGCCCGAUGUGCCGGUGCGACCUCUCGCCGCCCCGGGAAGUGGCCGCGAAAGAGGCCACGGCGGCGGAGACGGCGGCGCCGCCGGGUGAUGACGCCUUGCCGCCGGUGUAGAUGAUGCGUAAAAACAGAGUAGGUGUUCAUUUGGGCUAGAAAUGAUAGCACCUUCUGCACAUUAUACAAAAAAAUGCUGUGUUGAAUUAUUUUGUUUCUUUUUGUACAUUUAGGAACCUUCUGCACAUUAUACAAAAAAAUGCUGUGUUGAAUUAUUUUGUUUCUUUUUGUA
This is a messenger RNA of Oryza sativa Japonica Group (Japanese rice), 1052 nucleotides long. Its product is annotated as RING-H2 finger protein ATL64. The record is from RefSeq and is a predicted model, not a curated record. Lineage: Eukaryota; Viridiplantae; Streptophyta; Magnoliopsida; Poales; Poaceae.